Molecule: messenger RNA, 540 nt
Organism: Wallemia ichthyophaga EXF-994
Lineage: Eukaryota; Fungi; Basidiomycota; Wallemiomycetes; Wallemiales; Wallemiaceae
Product: rRNA-processing protein FCF1-like protein
Exons: 6
Coding region: 1-540 (179 amino acids)
Cellular component (GO): nucleolus; small-subunit processome
Source: RefSeq, a predicted model, not a curated record
AUGAUAAAUCCCAGCGAUCCACGCCUCAAGCAUAAUCAGGAGAAGAAAGAUAAGGAGAGGAAGGAGAGAGAGGAGAAGCAAGUGAAGCAUACUCCGCAGCUUUCACAUUCCCUCUUCUUUAGUCACAAUGAAGCUCUAGCCCCGCCUUAUCACGUACUGAUUGAUACAAAUUUUAUAAACUUCAGCUUACAGAAUAAGCUCGAUUUGGUGCAGGGAAUGAUGGAUUGCUUAUUUGCAAAGUGCAUCCCUUGUGUCUCUGACUGCGUUAUCGCGGAGUUGGAAAAACUUGGUACAAAGUAUAGAAUGGCUUUGAGAGUCGCGAAAGAUCCACGUUUCUUGCGUAUUCCUUGCUCUCACAAGGGUACAUACGCAGAUGACUGUAUAAUACAGCGUAUACAAGCGCACAAGUGUUAUAUCGUCGCAACUUGCGAUAGAGAGCUUAGAAGGAGGGUCAGAAAGGUUCCUGGAAUCCCGCUCAUGUACAUUGUAAAUCAUCGAUACGCUAUAGAGAGACUGCCUGACCAAGGAGCUCCUUUGUAA